Messenger RNA from Menidia menidia (Atlantic silverside), 489 nucleotides. Lineage: Eukaryota; Metazoa; Chordata; Actinopteri; Atheriniformes; Atherinopsidae. The record is from the annotation of a GenBank genome assembly.
AUGGUGGGCUGGGUGUAUAAAACCUCCCUCAGACCUCAACGCAAGAGUUUGGAGGCCACUUUGCUCUGCCGCCUGUCACGGAUGCACAUGCAGCAAGUCCUGUCAGCCUCAGCAUCCACGCUCCACAACCGGGACGCCACGGGAACACAAAGACAGGUCUUGGUCAUGAAGUCUUUCUUCCCUCUGCUCUUCUCCUUGUUGCUGGUGUCCCACGGAUCUUCAGCCAUCAUCACUGGGGCCUGUGAGAGGGACACCCAGUGUGGAGGAGGGAUGUGCUGUGCGGUGAGUUUGUGGAUCCGCAGCCUGCGGAUGUGCGCACCGAUGGGACGGGAAGGAGACGACUGUCAUCCUCUAAGCCACAAGGUCCCUUUCUUUGGGAAAAGACUUCACCACACCUGCCCCUGCCUGCCCAACCUGUCAUGUAUUUCUGUGAUGGAGGGAAAAUCCAAAUGCCUAUCUUCUUACAAGUAUCCAGACUUUUUCCUCUGA